Molecule: messenger RNA, 1339 nt
Organism: Eurytemora carolleeae
Lineage: Eukaryota; Metazoa; Arthropoda; Copepoda; Calanoida; Temoridae
Exons: 2
Coding region: 25-1173 (382 amino acids)
Biological process (GO): sodium ion transport
Cellular component (GO): membrane
Molecular function (GO): sodium channel activity
Source: RefSeq, a predicted model, not a curated record
GAUGACUUGAAAACUAUCAACAUAAUGUUGUGUGAACGGGAUCAGAUGAGCAACCUUGAUCAAGUAGCAGAUACUCACGGAUACAAGUUUCCAGCAGAGCAAUACUUCUUCACAGGUAUAAUCACUACACUUGCCAAUACUACUAUGGAAAACAACAAUGAAAAACUUGUUAAUGGACUUGAACCAUCUGAAUUUGAAGAUGCCUUAAAAGGAAAUAAGAGCUUAAGUUCAUCAAACAGCAUGCAUUUAUCGAAUCCAGCAAGAACUAUGAAGCUUCAGAUUGGUUGGGGUGGAACUCAAAACUUAUCAUUUGAAAACAUGACGAAACUACUGAUUAAUGCGUCAAGGACCAAUAUAUCAGCUUCCAUUCAAGGAAAUACAGGAAAAUUUAUAGAUCUGAGCUUUAAUAAAAGAAUACUUAUUCCAUAUGGUUACUGCUACAUACUUGAAGAUUUCUCCGCUAAGAACUUUAAUUUUAAAGAUAGAGUUGUUAUAUACAUUGGCCAGGGGGACUUUGAUAUAUUUGUUACCGACACUUACCAAGAAACAUUAUAUUCCUACCCUUGGCAUACCUUCUCUAUUGAUCAGAAUCUCAUCAAGGAAACUCGUUCUUAUAGCUAUGUAUAUGAAGUAAACCUAAAGAGAAGUAUUCUGAGUGAACAUGACUCGAAAACAAAUUGUAUGAUCUAUGGGGAAGCUGACUCCAAAUAUUCCAGUUUUUCAAACUGCAUGGAAGAAGAACAGUAUAUUGAUUUUCUGGAUAUUCUUGGAUGUGUGAAUCCAUUUCUGACAACUAAUGAAUCUCGUACCUGUAAAACAACAUUUAAUCAGACAUACAUGAAAGCUUACACUGAUUAUAUCAGUAGCUAUUUGACCUUAAACAUAGCCUACAAGCAGAGUAUUACAAUACCUGAAUGUCCUUUGCCCUGCACAAGACAAGAAAUAUCAUUACGAAGGGUUCAAAAGAUCUCUUCUCCAACUUCAGCUAUAGGUCUGUUUUUCAAGAACGAAAUUAAGGUUAGCGAAGCAUAUCAAAGCUUUACUUUUAUCUCCUUGCUGGUGGAGAUAGGAAGCUCUGUUGGAUUCUAUCUUGGUCUAUCCUGUUUGUCUAUUCUGGAUCUAGUGGCUUAUUUAGGAGACCAGGGUUCAAACCUUAAGACAUUUCUCAAAUAAAAUGAGGAAUUGAGUCAUUGUCAUAAAUUCUGAUUUUCUAACCCCUAUCCCUUUAGUUUCAGCCGCCUAAUUCUGUUGCAUAAAACACGCUGGGUCUUACACAUAAUGGGUAUACAAGACGGGCUAUAUAGUGAGCUGUAUAUUUGAACUAUAUAUUUGAACUAUA